AAUGAACAGUUAUGGUGAGGAUAUUUACUUCCUCACCGAGAAGAUAACAUUCAAUGACAAAGUUAAGCCAGCCAGUCUACCAAAACAAGGUGAAGAGGUUCCUGUCGGUACGCAGUGCUACGUGACAGGCGUUAAGAACAACAACCAAUUUGUCUCUGAAGGCCCGUUUGCCGUAGUUAACAAUGCAACAUGUUUUGCCAACUUGAAGGGCGAGGACAAACUCCACCAAUACGUACGCCCAAUCAACAAAGCCUAUACUCUCUGCACCAAAGGACAGUCUGUAGAGUUCUGUAAAGAUGGCUUUGUUCCUGGACCGUUGACUUGCAAAAUGGGCGAUAAAUGGGUUCUCCAAGGGAUCAAUGGCUGGUCAAAAAUGAGCUGUGCAAUGAAUGGUUACUCUGUCUUUUUUCGUGUGAGCAGCAUCAUUGACCACCUUACAAGAUAUGUGCCCUAUUUUAUGCGAAAAUACGUUUACUAAAUGUAAUUUCUUUACAUCAGAAAAAUGCAAA
Messenger RNA from Exaiptasia diaphana, 509 nucleotides. Its product is annotated as inactive serine protease 45. The transcript has 2 exons. Gene Ontology annotation, molecular function: serine-type endopeptidase activity. Gene Ontology annotation, biological process: proteolysis. The record is from RefSeq and is a predicted model, not a curated record. NCBI's taxonomy places the organism in Eukaryota, Metazoa, Cnidaria, Anthozoa, Actiniaria, Aiptasiidae. Bases 2 to 478 code for a protein of 158 amino acids.